Sesamum indicum (sesame) is the source of this 1695-nucleotide messenger RNA. Its product is annotated as F-box protein SKP2A. Gene Ontology annotation, cellular component: SCF ubiquitin ligase complex. Gene Ontology annotation, biological process: SCF-dependent proteasomal ubiquitin-dependent protein catabolic process. Lineage: Eukaryota; Viridiplantae; Streptophyta; Magnoliopsida; Lamiales; Pedaliaceae. The record is from RefSeq and is a predicted model, not a curated record. Gene Ontology annotation, molecular function: protein binding.
UUCCUCAUUCCAGUUUCCGCAAACAAUAACUAAAACACACACUCCCUUAAUCAUCUUUUAUACUACCAAAAUUUAUCUGAUUUAUCAUCUCAAUCGUUUCUUGUUUUCUUGAAACGAACAGCAGAAGAAAAGAAGUCCCUUUGAUGCUAAAUUCUGACCACUGAUCAGUUCUUUUAAUUUUUCUUUCAAAGUUAAAACGAGAAAGAAUUGAAUUUUCUUGAAGAAGAUGGUACCUCAUGAAAUUCUCUUUUGGUUUUUUGAUUGACAGGAGCAUAAAGGCAUCAACUUUUUCUUUUUUAGGAUUUUUGUGGUUUGAAUUCUAUAUACUGAUUACAUAGUGGAAUGAUAGGGACAAAGGGCCUGGACUUGUGUUUUGAGAAGAUGAUGGUUUUUGGUGGUGUUGAGAAUAUGAUGAAUGGUAGUAAUAAUAACAAUCUUGGUAGUGAAAUUGGGGGUGGUUUAGGUGGAGGGUUGAGGAUAAUUGAGUGGAAAGAUAUUCCAGUGGAGCUGUUGCUGAGGAUUCUGUCUCUUGUGGAUGAUCGGUGGGUGAUUGUGGCAUCUGGGGUGUGUCAUGGCUGGAGGGAUGCCAUUUCUUGGGGCCUCACUCAUCUCUCCCUCUCCUGGUGCAAGAAACGCAUGAACGAUUUGGUUCUGUCACUGGCUCCCAAAUUCACGAAACUGGAGGUUCUAAUUCUGCGACAAGGCACACCGCAACUUCAGGAUGAUGCUGUUGAAAAAAUUGCAAAUCACUGUCAUGACCUGCAAGAGUUGGAUCUCAGCAAGAGUUUCAGACUUACUGACCGCUCCUUGUAUGCCUUAGCACAUGGUUGUCCAAAUCUUGUUAGGCUGAAUAUCAGUGGCUGUUCAGCCUUCAGCGAUACUGCUCUCGCUUUCUUAACUGGCUUUUGCAGAAAAUUGAAAUUCUUGAAUCUUUGUGGAUGUGUUAGGGCUGCAUCGGAUAGGGCGCUAAAGGCGAUUGGAUACAACUGUAACGAAUUGCAGUCUUUGAACCUGGGAUGGUGUGACCGGGUCGGUGAUGAAGGGGUGAAAAGCUUAGCCUAUGGUUGCCCUGAUCUCAGAGCUCUUGAUUUGUGUGGAUGUGUUCUUAUAACCGAUGACAGUGUAAUUGCACUGGCAAACAACUGCCUUCACCUGAGGUCCCUGGACCUAUACUACUGCCAGAACAUUACAGAUCAAGCCAUGUAUUCUCUGGCACAAAGCCGAGUGAAGAACAAGCCUGGGACAUGGGCGUCAGUUUCCAACCGGCAUGAGGAGGAAGGGCUUACGAAUCUCAACAUCAGCCAGUGCACUGCCCUGACUCCACCAGCGGUACAGGCGGUAUGUGACUCGUUUCCUGCUCUUCAUACGUGUCCUGGUCGACAUUCCUUGAUAAUCAGUGGUUGUCUCAGCUUAACAUCUGUGCAUUGUGCUUGUGCUGUCCAAGCACACCAUGCACCGACUGUGAUCCCUCACUUAGCUCACUAAGACUGAGUUGCUUCCUGAAAUAAGUAGGGGUUCUGUUUGAAGCUUGUUUUGAGCAAAUUAAGACAUUUGGUUGAUGUUAUGGAGGUUUAACUACACGGAAAAAACUGUUCAUUUUCUUUGAAAUGCUCUCCUUGUGCUGACUUUUCAGUGGUACCUUGUAAAUUAGUUUGUAUCUGGUGCUUUAUUAUGAAUUGUUAUUAGGACUGCAAA